AUGGAUACUUGCCUUUCCUCAAACCACUCACCGGAGGCAGUAGACAAGCUGAACAAUUGCGCCGGAAAACCCGCCCCGCCACAAUUUCUCGUAUUCCCACUGUCCUCACCUCCUCGGAAUCUUGUUCGCGGCUCUCCGUCUUCCAGGCAGACAUUAACCUCGAACCCUUCGAAGGUUGUUCAAAAUUCCAUAGUCUCUAAUGUUGAGAAAUGCCUCAGGAUGAUGGAUAUUUUACGGGCCCAAAAUGGAGUUGUUGACAAAGUUUUGUCUUUCUUCGCUCAUGUUCGAAAUGGCUGUCAGCUUCCAAGAAUGAAGAGGUGGAGGAAUAUGUCCAUCCCUUCCAAUUCAAAUUUUGCCGCCAUUUUACCUGGUAAUUCAGUGGCUGGAGUCGUUGUGACAAACGGGAUCUCGAAUUUCUUAAACAUCUACAACACUGUGUUGGUUGUCAGGCUCGUUUUAACUUGGUUCCCUAAUGCCCCUCCAGCAAUUGUCAGCCCUCUUAGCACUUUAUGUGAUCCAUACUUGAACAUAUUCCGGGGACUUAUUCCACCGCUAGGAGGGCUGGAUUUGUCACCAAUUUUAGCAUUUCUUGUUUUGAAUGCAUUUACGAGCGCGGCUGCUGCACUGCCUGCCGAACUUCCUUCGACAGAAGGAUCGAAAGGUAUUAUUCAAACUCGUGAAAUGGCAUCUUCUUCGUGCCUUACCUCAUCACAGAAGAAGUGGAUGAGGAGGUUUUCUAGAAGCAAAGAAUCGAGUUCUAAUGGUGAAGUUUAA
Striga hermonthica is the source of this 774-nucleotide messenger RNA. The record is from the annotation of a GenBank genome assembly. NCBI's taxonomy places the organism in Eukaryota, Viridiplantae, Streptophyta, Magnoliopsida, Lamiales, Orobanchaceae.